AUGGAAGGAACCGUUCGGUCCGGCUCGGAUCUCGAUAUAGUCUCGUUUGUUAGAGGCGUGCGGGCGGAGUGGGAGAGCGGUAAUGUGGCGCGCCAGUGGCGGGAGAAUCUUUCGCGCCAUGUGGACGGCCUUCAGCGCCGCCUCCCGCAAUUUCCGCUGCCGAGCAUUGCGCGCCAAGCGCGUGCGGACCCGGCUUCCGCAAAUGGCGCGGAACGCCCGCCGGGACUCAAGGAUGUGGGGGUGCGCGCGACGGGGGGCGCGCGUUCAGGCGGAGCGCAAGGGGGAGGAGCGGAGGGAAAUGACCCGCGCAAGGACGAGGACGGCGCAGAAACGCGGAGAAACAGCGCGGGUGCGCCUACUGGCGCAGUCACGCAGGCGGGGCAAGCGCGGAGUAGCAAGGCGGGGGGCCCGAGCGGGCGGAAGUGGGGGCGCGAGACGGUGAAGCAGCGCAUGGAGCGAUGGCGCCGCGAGCGGGAGAUGAUGAUGAUGCGCGCGGCGGAGGAGGAGAGGCGGAAGGAGGAGGAGGGGGAGGGAGAAGGGGAAGGGGAGGGGCCGCAGGAAGUGGCGGUGGAGGAGCUGUAUGUGGCGCGCAGCAGACACUACACACCCAACGUGCUCACCUUCGGCUAUUCAUUCAAGGAAUGGACGGAAUACUGGGCGCUGCUGUCCACGGGGGAGCUCUACCUCGGCCUGCCCCACGGGGACCCGCGCCACUUCGACUUCCACCACGACCGCCGCACCAACCCGCACCGCUUCGUACCGCUCUCGCACUCCCACGGCCCGGCGCACGAGUUUGAGUACAGCGGGUGCCAGGUGGCGCUGGCGCCAGGUCAGCAGGAGGUGCGGGUGGGCGGCGGCGACGUGGUAUUUAAGAGGGUCCAGCCGUGCGAGGCGGAGGAGGGGUGUCGGUUGGAAGGGAGGUUUGUUCACGCCGCGGCUAGAGAUUUUGUGGAUGCAGCAGAAGCUUCAGGGGUGCAUGGUGGGACCACCGUGACUUUCCGUGGAGAUGGGACGUUCAGUGUGCAGGGAGCAACGGGGAUAUUGCCGUGUAAGGCAGGGGGGGUGAGCGUGGGGGAGGGAGUGGGGACGGGGGUGGGGAGAUGGGUAGGGUUAGAGGGGAGGGAUGGGGAGGUGGAUGAUGAGGAGAGGGAGGGGAGGGGGGAGUAUGAGAUAAGGGGGAAUGGCAUUGAGCUGCGGUAUGAAGGGGGGCGCGUGGAGGACGCGUUCUUCUUUGAGUACCCGGGGUCGGGUGGUGGUGAGGUGAACAUCAAUGGUACCACGUACCACAGAGUGGUGGAGCAGGGUGGGGAGCAGUGA
Closterium sp. Naga37s-1 is the source of this 1317-nucleotide messenger RNA. NCBI's taxonomy places the organism in Eukaryota, Viridiplantae, Streptophyta, Zygnematophyceae, Desmidiales, Closteriaceae. The record is from the annotation of a GenBank genome assembly.